Molecule: messenger RNA, 966 nt
Organism: Colletotrichum phormii
Lineage: Eukaryota; Fungi; Ascomycota; Sordariomycetes; Glomerellales; Glomerellaceae
Exons: 2
Coding region: 153-683 (176 amino acids)
Source: RefSeq, a predicted model, not a curated record
GACCAGGACGCAAGUUUCGGCAAUUACACCACAGGAGAGGCUGCAUUUAGGGCCCGGUUGACCUUCGCUGAUUAGAUGACGAUCGACUCAUCCAGCACACCCCUGCCAACUUCCCGCGUUCGUCACCUCGGGUGUUCAACCGAUGUCGCAUCAUGAACAAACCCAAAGAGGACUGCUUCUGGUCGCACGUCCCCAUGGUUUUCCCCGGCCUGUCCGCCAGACUAUUGUCAACACGUUGGAAGAACUUCAGAAGUCAGACUUCUCGAAACUUGCAAAACGUCCGCCGCCGCCCCUUCGCGAAACUGCUUAGGCUACCUAGGCCCCUCAAGGUUUCAUCAACGUGUGAUUUCGUUCUCUUUUACGACGGUUUCGCUCUCAGGGGAGGGGGUGGGUUGUUGAGGCGAACAGGUCUCCAUUCUCCAGAGUUUAAAAGACGAGAGCUCGACGUCAGAGCUCGCGCACGUGUCAAACAUCAGAUGCAACCUCGUUUCGUUUCGAGCCUUCUCGUGCGUUGCAUUGUUCCACCCAGGGGCACGUAUAUUGGAUGGUCGAUGCUUGCUUUUUGCUUAGCUUAUACGCUUUUUGCCGCCGAGAGUAGCCGUUGCAGUGGUGUUGCAAGCGUUGAUGUACAAGGUAACAAACAAGUGCGCGACGGCUUGCCGGGACUGCACUCAACGUUCUAGUCCUUGACUGUCUCGUGGAUUGCUCACAUGUAUCACAGCAGGAUACUGGCCGCAUAUUCAAUUUACCGGCACCGGGUACGCCUUGAAAUACAUGAAUAACCCUCUUCAUUUUUGACGGAAAGCCAUGCGUAGAGCCAGGCCUUAUUUCACUCCUAUGCUAGCCAAAGUAUAGUGGACAAAGGCAUCAUAUUUUGCUCGAUACAAUCAUACAAAAGGGAGGAGGAGAAUCACUCAAGUGUGUGAUUUUGUGGUUCCACAGGCCGGAUGUAGUUGCGCUAUCAUU